Messenger RNA from Trypanosoma brucei brucei TREU927, 381 nucleotides. RefSeq lists its product as hypothetical. Lineage: Eukaryota; Euglenozoa; Kinetoplastea; Trypanosomatida; Trypanosomatidae. Bases 1 to 381 code for a protein of 126 amino acids. The transcript has a single exon. The record is from RefSeq and is a predicted model, not a curated record. Gene Ontology annotation, cellular component: signal peptidase complex; membrane.
AUGGCUGGUGCAAAGGAAGUGCAGUCCGUGCACCCUUUCACACGGUGGGUUGCGGGGCUCUCAUCACCCAUGUCUUUAACAGAUCAGCGUGCUGCGGCAACGAGGAUCAGCCACCUUAUGCUCACUACCGUUUUUGUCGCGACAGUGUGCGGUUACUUCGUUGGAAACGUUCACACGGCAUUUUUUGCUGUAGCGGCGGCGUGCGGAGUGUCGCUUAUUGUCUGGGGCCCAAAUUGGUACCAAAACGAAGAUCCGGAUCAGCGGUGGUGCGAUGAAAACGAAGUGAAGAAAUAUUACGAAACGCUGGAACAAUUGCGUGACGAGGCGAAGCAGAAAAUAAUUGACGAGUUCGAGUCAAAAGGAGAGAAAAAGCGAAAUUGA